Molecule: messenger RNA, 2148 nt
Organism: Ylistrum balloti
Lineage: Eukaryota; Metazoa; Mollusca; Bivalvia; Pectinida; Pectinidae
Product: conserved oligomeric Golgi complex subunit 6-like
Exons: 19
Coding region: 1-1920 (639 amino acids)
Biological process (GO): intra-Golgi vesicle-mediated transport
Cellular component (GO): COG complex
Source: RefSeq, a predicted model, not a curated record
AUGGCUGACAAGGAACAGUCCGACACGUCAUUUUCUUCAUCUCAAAAUGCAAACCCGCUGUCUAGGAAGCUUAACAAAAUAUUGGAGACUCGGCUGGACAAUGAUAAAGAAAUGCUUGAAGCACUGAAGGCUUUAUCAGUCUUCUUCAGUGAGAAUAGUUUGCGAACAAGAAGAAAUCUAAGAAGUGAUAUUGAACGCAGGAGUUUAGUGAUAAAUGAAGACUUCCUACAAGUAUUCCAGUCUGUGAAAGAGCAACUGGACAGUGUCUAUAAUGAUGUUAAGUCCAUGAAUGAAUGCUGUCAGGACAUGACAAGCAGACUCAAGGCUGCUAAAGAACAAACACAUGACUUGAUUAAUCAAACUACCAAGUUACAAUCAGAAAGUCAAACUCUGCAAGUUAAGGCCCAGGUGGCAGAUGCAUUUUUAGAGAAAUUCCAACUGAAGCCUGAGGAGGCUACAGCGUUGAGAGGGAGUCGAGAUGGAACAUUACACAUGGACUUCUUCAGGGCAUUGGCUAAAGCAAAAGAAAUUCACAAGCACUGUAAAAUUCUACUAAGGACAAACCAACAGACUGCUGGACUAGAAAUUAUGGAAACUAUGGCUCUCCAUCAGGAAUCUGCAUAUGAACGGCUGUACAGGUGGGCCCAAAAUGAAUGUCGGCUGCUAACAGGUGAUUCUCCCGAUAUGUCAUCAAUGUUGUGCCAGGCUAUGGAAGCCCUUGAAGAUAGACCUGUCCUUUUCAGGUAUACAUUAGAUGAGUUUGGUACUGCCAGGAGGACUGCUGUGGUUCGUGGACUUAUAGAUGCUUUGACAAGGGGAGGUCCUGGAGGAAUGCCCCGCCCCAUAGAAUUGCACUCACAUGACCCCACUAGGUAUGUAGGGGACAUGCUGGCAUGGCUUCAUCAAGCAGCAGCAUCAGAGAAGGAACACCUCCAGUCCCUGCUGAAGAAAUGUCAAUCCAACGAAGAACAGGUGCAGGAUAUUUUGGGUCAUAUUACAGAAGGGGUGUGUCGUCCAUUCAAGGUGAGAGUUGAACAGGUGUUAGUAUCAGAACAGGAUGCUGUCACUCUCUACAAACUACACAAUCUCCUCAAGUUCUAUCACAACACGAUCAGUCAGAUCAUUUGUAAGGAAGCAGCCUUGCUGAAUACUGUAUCGGAGAUCCAGGACCUCAGUCACAGAAUGUUCUUCAAUAGCCUCAACUGUAAUGCCAACAAACUCCUUGAUAAGGUGGAGUUACCUCCUUCUGAUCUUGGUCCUACAAGCUCUUUGAAUCAGACGUUGCAGUUGUUGAAAGAUGUACUUGCUUGUCAUGAUGCAUCUGUUGUUGCUAUAGAUGACAAGAAACAAGACUACAAACAGAUCCUGUCUUGUGUGAUUGACCCGCUGGUUCAGAUGUGCUCUGUCUCUGCCAGUCGUCUUAACUCAACUGACAUGGCUGCCUAUAUGGCCAACUGUAUAUACUUGAUGCAGACUACAUUGGCUUUGUACGAGUUCACCGACACAAGACUUGAGAUGCUUCAGGCUCAGGUUGAUGCCCAGAUAGAUACCCUGGUCAGUGAACAGGCCUCCUUUGUACUCAAUAAGGUCGGUCUGGCCAUUGUGUACGGGACAGUCCAACAGCAUCAACCUAAACAGGGCCCUUUGUCCUCCCAGCCUGAUUUGGACGGACCAUCACUCAAAUCUGCCAUGUCAAAGUUUGAUAGUUACAUGGCCUCUCCCGACUCCCUAGUGCUUCCUCAGAGCAGACUCCUACUAAGUGGACGAGUCAGAGAAAAGGUCAAAAAGAAUUCAUCUGAUUUGAUUUGUGCUGCGUACAAACAGAUUUACGAUGCCAUCUGUAACCCAGCAAAUGAAUAUAAGGACUCAUCCAGCAUAGUACCACGCACACCAGACCAAGUCGUCCGAUUGAUAUCAUGAUUAUAAUCAUCAGGAAAAACAUCUUGAGGAGAUUAAUGGAAAUGACUAUGAAAUGAUGUGUGAAUGAUUCAUACAUUUUGUUGGUGAUGUUCUGUAUGUUUGUUUGUAAAUGUUUCAUGUGGAGUAUAGCUGUGAUAUUUAAUAUAUAAAAUAAAUACCUAUAAAGAUACACGGUAAGUUGGAUAAUGUGAAUUAAGGAGGUCACGAUAAUCUUUGAUAAAAUAAAGA